Molecule: messenger RNA, 660 nt
Organism: Pisolithus orientalis
Lineage: Eukaryota; Fungi; Basidiomycota; Agaricomycetes; Boletales; Pisolithaceae
Exons: 4
Coding region: 52-660 (202 amino acids)
Source: RefSeq, a predicted model, not a curated record
ACAAACUGAGCACAGGAUAAUCCAGCUGUGAAGGCGCUCAUAGGGUAGUAAAUGCUGUCAAAGAUAUCAGCGGAUCUUACCUUCUACAGCACGCUGUCUUUGCUGUUUGCACCAGAAAUACAGGUUCAAAAUCAGGCCCAAGCGCACCUAGGGCUUGUCUUGUGUGAACGCUUGAUCAACAUGCCUGUAGAGAUCUUUCCACCCAUGUAUUGUAUGCUCGUUGAUGAAUUACAGGACGCAGUCGCAGAUGGUGAUCCUUAUCAUUUCGCCCACUCCCGUGCGUAUCGCCUGAUGCCCGAGGAAGAGGAGGCGAUGGCUGCUGCGAAGAAGGAUUUGACACAAUACAAGUCAUCAGAAAGUUCUCAAUUAGGAAGGGUCAGAAAUAGUCAAAUUUUUGCAGACUUUCGCGCGUUGGCGGGCCGUUGCCUCUUGACUAGGAAGCUCCCAGACGCAGAUGAAAGUCCCAAUGAAACUACCGUGAGCAAGUUCGUUCGAGGGUUGGCCUCCAUCGUGGUAUCGCAGUUGGCAGUCCCGUGUUGGAAACUGUCCGGUGGGCAUGGUCCCCGCGAUUUGGCAUCCCCCAGUCCCUCUCAGUCGAAUCUCAUAUCUAAACUUGGGCAUUUAGAGAAGAGAGAUCUCCAGCUCAAAACUGACAGAUAA